Molecule: messenger RNA, 3185 nt
Organism: Pungitius pungitius (ninespine stickleback)
Lineage: Eukaryota; Metazoa; Chordata; Actinopteri; Perciformes; Gasterosteidae
Gene: micall2a
Product: mical-like 2a
Exons: 15
Coding region: 206-2032 (608 amino acids)
Molecular function (GO): protein binding
Source: RefSeq, a predicted model, not a curated record
GCCGCGCGCCCAUCUGCUCCCGGUGCCACUCUGCUGAAAAGGAGGAACCAGGACGCAGCUCGCACAGACACACUUUGCGUUUACCUCCCACCUCCUGCACCUCCAGCUUCUGCACCUCCUCCGCACCCGACUCCUCCUCGCCACCGGCUCGUUGCGCGCCUCGUUGCGGUUACCGGGGUCGGGGGGCCAGCCGCCAGCCGCCAGCAUGGCCGCCAUCAAGGCGUUGGAGCAGUGGUGUAAAAUGCAGUGCGAUGGCUACUCGGAUGUGGCCAUCACCAACAUGACGACCUCCUUCAAGAACGGCUUGGCUUUCUGCGCGCUGAUACACAAGUACAGACCGGACCUGAUAGACUACGACUCACUCAGGGAGGAGGAUGUGUUUGAGAACAACAGGCUGGCUUUUCGGGUCGCAGAGGAGAAGCUGGGGAUUCCGGCUCUGUUGGAUGCAGAAGACAUGGUGGCUUUAAGGAUCCCAGACAGGCUGAGCAUUCUCACCUACGUCUCCCAGUACUACAACUACUUCAAAGGACGUCCUCCCAUGGGAGGUGUGAAAAGGCCAGCAGAGGGCUCCAAGGAGGAGCCAUCCGCGGUCGCCAAAAGCUUUGUGUCCAAGGGCGCCACGGAGACGGGUUCACCUUCGACCCCCGCCGCCCGGCCCCCAGCUGACGUGUGCAGAGCUCAGAAGGCACUUUGUACAGAGACCACCAACAGACAUGGACCUCUCCACAGCAAAUGUGUUUCCUGCAAGAGCCCCGUUCAUCUGGUUCAGAGGCACUUUGUGGAAGGGAAGCUGUACCACAGAAGCUGUUUCAAAUGCAGCGACUGCGCCGGCGUCCUUCCCUCCUCGGCGGCGGCGGCGCUCCGAAGCGGAGCCGCUCGACCAAACGGUGCCACCCGGGCCCCGCCGGCGUCGCGCCCCUCCUCCUCCGCCGCCGGCCCCGCUCCACCCCCCCAGGCGGCCUGGACGGCCUCGGCCCAUCGGACGCAGGCGGCCCGGCGGCGGUUCUUCCAGGGGGCCGCGGAGGCCUCGCCGGGUCACGGGAGGCCCGCGACCGCCGGGAAGGGGCCGGCAGACAACGACAACAACAACAACAACAAACGCCCGUUCACCGUCCGAUCAGCAGAGACGGGUCCAGCAGGAGACCGGGCAGGACCUCCCUCCAACGAGGAGCCGCCACGUCUGAAGGCCCUGAACACAAAGGCCCAAGAUCCAGUCUGGGGGCAACUGAAGCUCAAACCUGUGGCGCUCGGUUUGAAGGAUGCCGACGCUUUUACUGAGGGACGUAAAUCGUCCACGGCUUCCUCUUGUGUCCUCGAUGGGACCACGAGGCCCCCCCCCCACCACCCCCCCGCCGCUGCUGCACUGCCUCCAGUUAGUUUCGCCCGGUUCGACGCUGUACACUUUCAGCCUGGUUCUCAAACUCCUGGUGCUAAAAAGGGAAAGUAUUUGUCACCCACCAACGCCUCCAGGACUGAAAUGAGGUCACCCUCUGUGACGUCUUGUCAUAUUCCAGUGGAGCAGAUUGAGAGGGACCUGAAGGACGUUGAGACGGGCUUUGCUCGUUUGGAGCAGGAGGGCGUGGCGCUGGAGACGCAACUCCGACGCCGCGGGGAAGAGGGGGAGGGGGACGUAUUAAUGGACCCACUGAUGGUCGACUGGUUCAACUUGAUCCGAGAGAAGCAGUUGUGCGCUCGGAGGGAGUCGGAGCUCGUUUACCUAGCCAGAACCCGGGCGCUGGAGCAGCAGCAGUCGUCCGUGGAGGCAGAACUUCGGGGGCUUCUGGAGAAGCCGGGUGAUUUAAAGUCCAGAGACGAGCAGCAGCGGGAGAAGAAGUUGAUGCGGCGCCUGAUGGAGCUGGUGGACGGCAGGAAUGAAAUGGUGGAAGGUUUGGAUGAAGACCGGCUGAGGGAAGUGGAGGAGGAUCAGCAGUUGAAUGAAAUGAUGCAAAAUCUUGGAGUAAAGAGAGACAAAAAUAAGAGGAAAUCUUCCAUCUCCAAACUAUUCAGGAGAAGUAAAAGGCGGGUGGAAUAAAGGACUUUUCACACUAGACAUAAUUAUUAUUAUUAUUACCCCACUUUUUUUUAAAUGUCUUGAGGUUGCUGCAGUGCAGUUUGCUACUGAAAGUAGAAAAUGCAAGCGAUUUUAAAAUAAGGAAACUUAUUGGGUCGAAUCACCAAGUUGUGUUUCUAGUUGCUUCAGAAUGUAUCACAAAACUUUAUUUUUGUUCACCAUUCACCUGUGUGGUGUUUCUAAAUGAUUAAAUAUUUACUUUCACAAUGGGUGUCAUGUUUAGUUUUCUUAAAGCUGUUCAUGUGAAAAGCAUCUGAGAGUUUUUUUUCCCUCAUGUUAAUUUGACUUUGGCAGGCGAGUGUCAUAAAUAUUGUCUCUUCAGCCACGGAUAUGUUUGUUAUUUAAAUACUCUGUCUGUGUAUUGAAUGAUCGGAAUUUUUUUUUGUUGCAAAUCUUCUUCUUGUCAGGAGUUUAAAAACGUAAGCUAUCGGUUUUCAAAUUACAGAGGGAACACCGUCUGUUCCACACGCUAAUACGAGUGAGAAUAAAUGUGUAAUCCUUCAGCAGUCUUCAUCCAAAAUGAAAUUAUAUCAGUAUUUAUUUAAAGAUGGAUUUUAACAAAAUUUAGCGGUGGGGGGGAAGCCGCUAGAGUUUAGUGUGUGUGUGUGUGGAGGCACACGUGUUGAACGGCUCUCUGGCUGUACUGUAGGUGGCAGCCUGGUUUUGCUGCAGCACAAGGCGAGAACUUGGGGGGGGAGAAAAAUCCAAUUUGCCACAGUGCGGACAGUUAAUUUCUUUUGCUAAUUUUAUAAAUGCUGCGAGAAUGUUGGGCUGUGCAGAUGCAAUAAUGUUAUGGGAAAGAGGAUUAGGUAGAGCGGUAGCUUAUGGCUGGGGAGGGCUUACGAACUAUAGGUUGUAUUGAGCCCUUUAUCUUAAAACCAGGUUUAAUUAAACAUUACUCUUUACUAAUAUCUGCACCAGAAAUGCUCCGUACCUGAGCUAUUAAAAUGUUCAAAGGUUGUGUGGAGUCAGCCAUGUGUGAAAAUGGCAUUUGCGGUGUUUGUGUGCAAAAUGUACUUCAAUGUUGCAUUUGUAAGUGUUUCUGAAUAUACUUGUACUCCAUUUAUAGUAUUUUUAAACUUAAUCUGUAGUGCAAUAAAUGCUUUGAAGAUUA